CAUCGCCUGUGGUGGUUUUGAGAGUGCAGUGACAAUCUGCUUUGUCUGUCGGCCAUUGUUGGACCUCUUGAGCAGUCCGUCGACGGUACUCUCAGUAUAGCUACCGCUGCCGGUUGCCUGGCGAGGUACAUGCUGUGGUGUCUUGCUCUGGCUUCGAACGGUCGAGCUGGGUAUGCGAAUUUUAUCGCAGUCGAUGCGAUCGGUGCUUGAUUAUCAAGGCGACUGCAAUUAGAACAAGCGAGAAGUUUCUAAUCAAUUGUUGCUUGAAGACCCAGCUGGAUACCCAACAACCCAAGAUGGCUACUGCUGCGCCUUAUAGGCCGUCGCCUAACGGCAACUCGAUGCCCCCUCAGGCAAUGCCUCGGAAUGGAGCGAAUAGACCACCACCGAACGGCAGAAGACCCCGUUAUCCAGGUCCGCCAGACGUCGAUGGUGCCGGAAUGAUUCCACCAGCCCCAGACGCAGCCCGGGUGCGUGCAAUGUCCUACCGAAACAACCCUCCGGCCGUGCCGGGCCAUCGCGGAGGAGGCCCCUCGUUCUCAGCCAGAACAAGGGAGAUGCAGUCCGACUGGAACCCAGCCUUGGACGGCCAGCAGUGGUAUGGAGGCUAUGCGAUGGAUGACCGCGCACGGCCAAACCCUCCUUCGAUGAACGGCCCUCAGAAUAUGCAGUAUGGAGGCGCUCCGAGGGUCGACCGCAGACAGCCUCGCCCUCCGAAGAAUGCUCUCCUUCCGGACGUAUACCAUGGAAGCCUUCCUGGAGAAGAAAUGAGACAGUCAUAUCCUCCAAUGGGCGCUCUUCCUCGAAAUGUACAGUAUCGGGGCUCUACGAGAGACGACCACAGACAGUCUAACCCCCCGACCAACGUUCAACCUCAGGAUCCUCGGCAUAGACGCUCGGUAAGAGAUGAUCGCAGACAGCCGCCACAACCUUUACCAAAUGCCCCUCCCCAGGAAACCCAGCAUAGAAGCUCGGCAAGAGAUGAUCGGGGACAACCGCCACAACUUCCGACGAAUGCUCCCUCUCAGGAUGUGCAGGCCCCCCCAGAGAGUACUAUUCCUCAGGACGGGCAAGAUCUGUCGAUGCCUGAUGAGGCCCCAUCGGGAGGAGAUAACCACGAAAUGGUUUCGCCCAUGGGUUCAGUGAACCACGAAUCACCUCUGAGUCGCUCCAGCACCAUGCGUUCGACUAAGGAGUCGCGUCGAGACUGGGCUCAUGAUCGAUCGCCGCUUCAAAAACUCGAAGUGAAAUUGACGGGCCUCACCAAGGAAGAGAAAAGAGCCCGUGCCCUAGAGGCCGAAAUGAGGCUCAAGGAACGGCUCGCCAAACCCGAAACUGAUCAAAGUGAGCCAGCGCAAUCUCAGCCUCGCGAAGCCCCAAGAGAAGAUGAACCAAAACCCGCUGCUCUUCCGGACGACCAGCAGCCUCAUCACGAACACUUUGCAUCAUCAGGUGGCCCCCCUGCUGGUAGAGUACCUCGUGGCCACACCAGAGCUCAGUCUCAGAAUCCAGAGUAUUCAAAACCUGCCAUACAAUCACACAGAGAGGAUCCAUAUGCUGGUCAACCCCCCCCGGGCCUGGGUAUGAACCCCAAUGUUGGUGUGAGAAGACGAAUGACAGUUGGCGAUCAACCCAGUCUACCUCCUGUCAAACCCACACCCAUGAGACAAGGUCCGCUUAGAGAUAAUAAUGGCCCCUUCCCAGGGCAUGAGCCGCGUGGUCCUCCCAUGCCUGGUCCUCCUUUAAGAUCGGAUACCAUGAGAUCGUCGGAAGGGCCCAUGCACUAUGCCGACAAUAGAUAUCCCCAGGAUCGACCGAUUCAGUCACGACAACUUCCUCAGCAACCUCAGCAGCCUUCAAGGAGAAUCGAGCCGUACCCUCCGAUGACCGGUGUCCUACAGCAGAGGGGGAUAAAUGUCACCGAUAAUAAUCCCUCUAAGAGGAUGGAAUCGUAUCCUCCAUCGAUGGGCGUCUACCAACAGAAGGGAGCCAUCGCUGUUGAGAACCCAUCGUCGUUCAGCCAUUCGUUCGGCCAUUCGUUCGGCCAUUCGUUCAUCAACCAAGAGCCAAACCAGGCAUCAAUCCAAGACCCAAGUGUAGGUGACGGAGAGAGGGACGCCAUGACGAUGUCCGAUCACACCGGCGGAACAAUUACACAGGCAAAGCCGAAGAAGCCAAAUGUCUCCUUCGAUAUGCCACCUCCGACUCCUCCUCCGCUUUCCGAAUGGAGGGGGGCGCCUGUGCUUAAGCUGGAACUCUCCGAUUUCGAUUUCCAAAACCUCGAUAUCGAUCGAAGCAAGGCGUGGUGGGAAGGCGGAACCAGCAAUGACCGCAGACAGAGUCGCGUCCUUCCGCCAAAUUAUCAAAAACCAGUGCCCAAGACCCCGGAAGCCAAGAAGAAAUUCCAGCCUCGUCUUUUCUUACAAUGUGGUCCAUUGCUUCGCUAUACGGGCAUAGCAUACGAGAAGAUCGACGGGGUAAGCGGUCCUAUUGAAAAGGAGACGUGGAGAGGUACGAUCUUGAUCGUCACCAAGGACUCUCGUUCUAGCUACGAGUCUCCCCCGGUUCUAAGGCUUUUCUCCCAACCGAUGGACCUACUCCCUCCACCCCCGAGUGAGGUGCUGGGGGAUGAAGGCGCUCAACUGGCCCCCGAGUAUGUCGAUCCGAUAGCUGGUAUGAUAAAGCUCGGCCGGGAUGGCCGGCCACUCUACGUCAAACCGGUCGAGGAUCUGGAGGAAGGGGUUGAUUUGUCGCUGAUCGAGAACGAGGACGGACUGUAUGAGCAGACACCCUCCGCUCUGGACUAUGGUGCCCAGAGCACCAUCCCUGCGAGCCGGAUCCAUGCCGCCGACGGCGAAACCGCCGGCAUUUACAAGGAAAUCCCGGGAUUCCGCCUUCAUGCGGACGUGGAUCGUGACGUGACGUUCUGGCGGUUCAAUGUGGAAGUGGAGCUGGGCUCUGAGCAGCAACGCGUCGCCUAUCGAAUCAACCAGGGACCGGCGAUGGGUUUCUGGGUUCCUGCACGCAGAACCUCAAUGAACAUUGCGUUUUAUUCUGGCAAUGGGUUCGGCUUAUCUGCGGCUUCAGACAAGGUCUGUGGCCCUGAUCCUCUGUGGCGAGAUAUCCUCAAUGAGCAUCAAACUCGUCCCUUCCACGUCAUGAUCGGAGGCGGUGACCAGAUAUCCAACGAUAGCAUCCUAACGGAAUCACCGCAUUUCCAAGAAUGGAUCAGGAUCAAGAAUACCGAAGACAAAUACAGUACGCCGUUCACCGGCGACUUCCGAGCCGAGGUGGAAAGCUUCUACAUGGACAGCUACUCGACUUGGUUCUCGCAGGGACUAUUCUCCCUGGCAAACUCUCAAAUCCCCAUGAUCAAUAUGUGGAAUGACCACGAGAUUAUUCAAGGGUUUGGUUCCUACUCGGACCAGUUUAUGCGAACCCCAGUUAUAGCUGGUUUGGGGAAGACUGCUUUCAAGUACUAUCUGCUGUUCCAGCACCACACAGUCAUCGAUGAGACGGAAGCGCAUGAACGCAGCUGGCUCCUUGGAGCACAGUCGGGACCUUAUAUUCGGGAGAAGAGCAGAAAUCUGUUCAUGUCACUCGGCAAGGAUGUCACAUUCCUGGGACUGGACUGCCGGACGGAACGAACUAGCACCUCAAUUCUCAACGAGGCAACCUGCGAUCUCAUAUGGGACCGUUGUCAUCGUGAGAUCGUGAAGGGUGAAACGAAGCAUCUCAUCGUGCUUUCAAGUAUUCCCAUCGCUUAUCCGCGAGUGGCGAUGAUCAAGAACCUUCAGAACAGUCGCAAGUCCCUAGGGAAGGCAGGCAUGUUCGGUGGCCUUCUGAACAGACAUGGUGGCAAGGUGGAAAUCUCCGAUGAUCACUGGACAGCCAAACACCACAAAGAGGAGCGGACCUGGUUGAUUGAAGAUCUCCAGGAUCUUGCUGCAGAGAAAUCUGUACGAGUUACUAUACUGAGUGGCGACGUACACCUCGCAGCCAUCGGUGAAUUCUACUCGAACCCAAACCUCAAUAUCCCCAAGGACCGUGAUUACCGAUACAUGCCCAACGUUAUCUCCUCCGCCAUGGCCGAUCUCCCGGAGACGGACAUGAUCUCUGAUAUGCUCAACAGACGCAACCGAGUGCACCACGUGGACUCCAACACGGACGAGGACAUGAUUCCGAUCUUCACCCAUGAUGUGGACGGAAAGUCUCGCAACAACAAACGCCUGCUACCCAGGCGAAACUGGUGUGCGAUUAGAGAAUACCAGCCAGGUACCUCUGCUCUGCCAACGCCUGAGUCAGAAAUGGCUCGACCAGUCAUAGAACCCCGACCGAACAAACUACAGAGAACUCUAUCUCUCACUCGAAGUGAUCGGCCUUCGGGUGGCGGUGGUGGCCUUCUGCGACGCCUGUCGCUGCGCGGCGGUGGUCCUCCGACCAAGGAAUUCUUCCCGAGCGACGGCAGUCUGAAUACAAGACGGAUGAGUAUGGACGGGCCGUUUCCCAUGACCGAUGUCAACAAUUCCGAGGGAUAUUUCUCUCAACCGCCGGCUGACGCCGAGUCCCGGCCUACGAUAUUUCACCGUCGCCCAACGAACCUUAGCCAGAAGGCGGCUCGGAAGGCGGUUCAGCAAGGCGACGACGGCGUAGGCGCCUUUGUGGACCUACAUGGUGGGCUGGCCAUCACGCUGAAUCUGGAGGUUAAUCCGCGGGAUCCCUCGGGCAUCACUUCACCCUACAAGCUCCUGGUUCCCGUGUUGCGGUUCGCGGGCGAUGAAUAUGAUCCCCCAGCCACCCAGAUCACCAAGGGGUGGAGGAAAUGGCUAGGUGUGCGUAAAAAGUCGGACAAGAGCUAUCUGGAACAGGGUAACGCGAGUGACGAGGAAGAUGAUGACCAUGAUGAUGAUGACGACGAUGAUGAUGUUGAUGAUGUUGAUGAUGAAGUUGACAACGAAGACGACGAUGGUGUUGAUGGCGAUGGCCUCUACCCGCCUGGGUACGAACGAUAUCUGGGAGCUCGAGACGACUCCCCUGAGCCAGAAGACAUUGACGUCGAGACGAAGAAACCGCGGAAGAAAUGGUUUGGCGUGGUCUGAUGGUCUCAUGCGAUACGACUUGAAUUAUUGAUCUUUCUGAAUGAUGAUGCUUUUGGAAAUGUCCAUCAUCUGUAUUUUAUUUCUUCUUUUCCCUACUGCUGCCUGCCUCUGCUAUGAUUUAUGAUUGAUGAAUGCCACGACUGUUCCAUCAUCUUACUACAUAGUACAUACUCCACUUAUCAUUAUUAUUACUAUUAUUGAUCAGCGAUAACUCAAUCCUAUCUGAUUGAAAAUGUGCUCGGUCGAGGCCAGGGCGGCUUUCUAAGCAGGGCGCACGUGACCGUGGUCUCGACAGGCUGCAGUCUCCGAUUAGUGAAGGGCCACCGGGUCGAGAAAACUCCAUGAUUAAGAAUCACCCCCUGCGAUCCACUCAGAUCAACGUUGCCGACG
This is a messenger RNA of Penicilliopsis zonata CBS 506.65, 5489 nucleotides long. RefSeq lists its product as hypothetical. Bases 297 to 5099 code for a protein of 1600 amino acids. The record is from RefSeq and is a predicted model, not a curated record. The transcript has 6 exons. Gene Ontology annotation, cellular component: membrane. Lineage: Eukaryota; Fungi; Ascomycota; Eurotiomycetes; Eurotiales; Aspergillaceae.